CAACUCCAAAAACGUACAUGUUCUCUACAUUGCAUUGGCUCAACAUUCAACUCCAAAAACUUACAUGCUCUCUACAUUGCAUUGGCUCAACAUUCAAUUCCAAAAACUUACAUGCUCUCUACAUUGCAUUGGCUUUACAUUCAACUCCAAAAACUUACAUGCUCUCUACAUUGCAUUGGCUCAACAUUCAAUUCAAAAAACUUACAUGCUCUCUACAUCACAUUGGCUCAACAUUCAACUCCAAAAACUUACAUGCUCUCUACAUUGCAUUGACUCUACAUUCAACUCCAAAAACUUACAUUUUCUCUACAUUGCAUUGGCUCUACAUUCAGUUCAAAAAACUUACAUGCUCUCUACAUUGCAUUGGCUCAACAUUCAAUUCCCAAAACUCACAUGCUCUCUACAUUGCAUUGGCUUUACAUUCAACUCCAAAAACUUACAUGCUCUCUGCAUUGCAUUGGCUCAACAUUCAACUCCAAAAACUUACAUGUUCUCUACAUUGCAUUGGCUCAACAUUCAACUCCAAAAAGUCUCUGGGACAAUUUAGGAACCUUGUCCAGUUAGACAUUUCUAUAGGACCAGCAUCUCGGCCAAAUAAUCUUUUCCCAAGUUUGUAGAUCUGAAAUCGAAACAGUAAAACCAGUAUAUAAAACACCUCCCCAUGUGGACACUUUUAGGGUCCCUUAGUCACCACCAUUAGUGGUGACAUAUUGUUAUAGUCUCUAACUUUUU
Owenia fusiformis is the source of this 732-nucleotide messenger RNA. Lineage: Eukaryota; Metazoa; Annelida; Polychaeta; Sabellida; Oweniidae. The record is from the annotation of a GenBank genome assembly.